GUCAAAACAAAAAGUCAAAACAAGAUCUUAAUUUUGAAAUCACUAGAGCGAUCUUUAUUAAAUUUGAUUUUAUCUAAAAUAUGGCGAAUUUUUGUUUAAAAGACAGUGAUAAGUACUAUUUGUGCCUUUCCGAUCUGCCCAAAAGGUUUGACGCUGAUAGCCCUGUGACCAACGUAUUUUUUGACGACACAAAUGGAGAAGUUUUCACCGUUAGAUCUGGGGGUGUGACAGGAGUCACUGUUAACGGAAUGGAUGAUUCAAAAAGCACUUCCUUCCGAAUGGAAGAUAAAGGACCGAUAAUUUCAAUAAAAUUUUCUCCUGAUCACAACAUACUUGCAAUACAAAGGAAUCUAGAGGGUCAGAAUGCAACCGUAGAAUUUGUUAACUUCAAAGACCUGGCUCCUACGAAUGUUGAGUAUUCGCACACAUGCAAAUGGAAAAAUGCGAAGAUACUAGGUUUUGUAUGGCCGAAGGUGAACGAAAUAGCAUUCAUAACUGAUCAUGGUGUUGAAUUGUUACAAGUCUUGCCAGAAAAAAGGCAGCUGAAGACUUUAAAGAACAUUUCAUUUAGUGGUGCCUGGUUCUCCUGGUGCGCUCAAAGCAAUAUCAUUCUGCUGGCUGGUAAUAAUGGUGCUCUAUUACAACCAUUCUCUUUGAGUAACUCCACCAUUAGCAAACUGCAAAAACUAGAAGUGGAAUGGUCACGACCGGUGGUGGAGCGUGACGUGUUCGUGCUGCGACUGUGCGGCGGAGCAUGGUGUGCGCUAUUUCGACAUGCUGACACCACCACACCCACACCUGCCACUGGACCGACAGAAGUAUGGCUGAUACCCAUAUCCGGAGGAGGAGCAACACAACAUGUCUUAAAGACUGGGUUAGUUGGCCGGUUCGCUGUUAGUGUGAUCGACCAAUUACUUGUCAUUCAUCAUCAGUCAAGUCAAACUUCACAAAUAUUCGACAUAAUGGAGGAAUCAAAGCCAGAAAAUAAUGUAGUUAUUCACAUACCAAUAGUGCAAGGAAUCUCUUUGAAACCUGCAGUUGUUGACGACCAGCCCUGUCCAAUGUAUUCAAGCAACUGGGUUGUAUUUCAACCGGACUAUAUUAUAGACGCUCGCCUCGGUUGUCUAUGGAAAGUCAAUCUCGUACUUUCUGGUCUCGUACACUCGGUACCCAAAGACGAAGUAUCCAAAAUAGUAGCGACUUUGUUGAGACGUCAAAACGGAAAGGAGACUAUUUAUAGGAUACUGAAUCAACUCGUCAGCGAAGCUGGGACUUACCUCGUGGAACUGACGAGGGCUUUUGACGAAAUAAAUUCCGUGUACAGGAAAUGGGCCGACCUGGAGGUGGCGCGGAACACGGCGGGGCAGACGGCGCUCGCACGCGCGCCGGCGCACUUCCCCGUACUCGUGUCGCAGGCAGACGUGUGCGCGCACGUGCUGCAGGCGCACGCGGACGACGAGCGACUGGUGCAGGUAGUGACGACCUACCUAGCAUCUCUAUCCCGUCACGACAUGGUGGUGCAGCACCCGGUGGCAGAACUGUGCGUGCGGACACUGGUGACGCGGGGCGCAGGGGGCAGGCUCCGCUCGUUGGUGCGGAGGGGCUGUCUGGGGGACGCAAGACCCCUUGCGUGCCAGCUGUUAAGCUUAGGGCACAUAGACCCUGCCGCAGCGCAGAUAGCCUUAGAUAUGAUGUGGCGAUUGAAAGCAUAUGGGGAAAUAGUAGAAGUCUUGUUAAGUUGGAACGAACCAAUUAGUGCAGUCGGUGCAGCGAAACAAACUGGGGCGACAUGGCUGAACAUGCCCCCUCGUAAGCUUCUAUCAGCUGCAAAACACUACGCUGAAGAGAAAAACGAACCCACCGCCUUCAUGGCGGUGUACCAUGCGCUGGUGGCCAGGAACGAACGGUUAAGAGGAAACCCAAACUUUGUGAAGGGCGAGCAAUGUGCUGUGUACGUUGACUAUUACAAACAGUUGACGUCAGAGUCUUAACCUCGAAGUUCAAGGUGUAACUUUCAGUUUCGAUAAAAGAAAUCAUGCUCAUAUAUCGUUUCUAAAUUGUACAUCAUUUACGUAGCGAUUAUUUGCGACGGAAUUCAUGAGUGGAUUUUUAGUAAAAUUUGAUAUUGUGAUAUAAGAUAAUAUUUUUUUUAAGAAAAUUGUGUUAAUUUAGAAUAUAAUUUGUAAACAUUUUUUGUAUAUAAAUGAUUAAAGAUAAUUUAAUGUAUUAUACCUAUUAUAUGUACCUAU
This is a messenger RNA of Nymphalis io (European peacock), 2249 nucleotides long. RefSeq names its product regulator of MON1-CCZ1 complex (gene Bulli). Gene Ontology annotation, biological process: regulation of autophagy. The transcript is spliced from 12 exons. Lineage: Eukaryota; Metazoa; Arthropoda; Insecta; Lepidoptera; Nymphalidae. Gene Ontology annotation, cellular component: Mon1-Ccz1 complex; late endosome membrane; lysosomal membrane. The record is from RefSeq and is a predicted model, not a curated record. The coding region runs from base 81 to 1991 and encodes 636 amino acids.